AUGACUGUCCAAAACUCUUCCUUGUUGUUUUCUGCUAAUGUCACCAAACACCUCCCCAUGGUAGUUGGUGGUGACGGAAACUACCUUCUCGUUGAAGAUCCAGAUACAAAAGAGAAACGGCGGAUCUUUGAUGCUGUGGGCGGUGCUGCUGUUUGUGCUUUAGGCCACCAUGAUGAGGAUAUCGUUCAAGAAAUGGCAGAAGCUGCAAAAGCUUGCACAUACUCUUUCCCUGCUUCUUUGACCAACUAUUAUGCUGAAGAAUUGGCUAAAUUCUACAUUGAUGAAUCCCCUGAAGGUGCCUUUGCUGCUGCCUUAUGGACUUCCUCUGGAUCAGAAUCCAAUGAAAAUGCCAUGAAACUUGUUAGACAGUACUAUCAGGAAAAAGGGGAAUUAGAAAGAACCAUUUUUGUUAGUCGCAAGCAGUCUUAUCAUGGCUAUACCAUUGGUGCUUUGUCUUUGGGACACUCUGCUAGACAGGCUCCUUAUAAGGAUAUCAUUUUGCCUGAAGAACAGACUCCAAAAGUUUCCCAGGUUUAUCCAUACCGUGGCUUGUUAGAGAAUGAAACACUUGAACAAUACAAUGAUAGAUUGUUGGAAGAAGUUGAACAGACGUUCAUUAAGUACGGAACUAACAAGAUUGCGGCUUUCGUUUGUGAAACCCUUUCUGGAUCUACCUACGGUACCGCUCCAUCCAUUCCUGGUUAUCUCGCGGGUUUGAGAAAGUUGUGUGACAAGUAUGGAAUUCUCUUAUGGUUGGAUGAGGUUAUGUGCGGAACUGGAAGAGCUUCCGCUACUGGUGGAUUGAAUUGUUGGGAAUCUUUCCCAGAUUUCUCUGGGCCUGAUAUUCAGACGGUAGGUAAGACAUUGGGUUCUGGCUAUGUUACCAUUGCUGGAGUUUUGGUUUCACCUAAGGUUAAAAAAGUUUUUGCCGAGGGUUCAGCUACCAUUGCUGGUGCCCAAACAUACCACCAACAUUCUUUCAACUGUAGAGUUGCCUUGGCGGUGCAGAAGAAAAUCGCCAAAAUGGGGUUGAGAAAGAACAUGUACACUAUGGGCACUCACUUGGGCAACACCCUUAAAGAGAGAGCAGCAUCUGCCAAGUACAAGAUCAUCGGUGAUGUCAGAGGUUUGGGGGGCUUUUGGUCUAUUGAGAUUGUCAAGGACAGAAAUACAAAGGAGCCAUUUCCACCCAGCUUGGGAGUUGGUGGAAAGGUGGCUGCGAAAUGCUUACAGAAUGGUAUGACUGCUAUGGGAUUGGGCGCCACUAUUGAUGGAAAAAAGGGCGAUCAUGUCAGCGUUGCACCCAGCUUCAUCAUCAAUGAAGAUGACGUUGAAUUCAUUGUAUCGACUCUUCUUUCAAGUGUUGCCGAAGUGCAACAAGAUUUGCAGAAACUUGGCGAGUUGUAG
This is a messenger RNA of Meyerozyma guilliermondii ATCC 6260, 1407 nucleotides long. RefSeq lists its product as uncharacterized. Lineage: Eukaryota; Fungi; Ascomycota; Pichiomycetes; Serinales; Debaryomycetaceae. The record is from RefSeq and is a predicted model, not a curated record. The transcript has a single exon. Bases 1 to 1407 code for a protein of 468 amino acids. Gene Ontology annotation, cellular component: cytosol. Gene Ontology annotation, molecular function: pyridoxal phosphate binding; transaminase activity.